This is a messenger RNA of Pseudomassariella vexata, 1686 nucleotides long. RefSeq lists its product as uncharacterized. Bases 131 to 1501 code for a protein of 456 amino acids. NCBI's taxonomy places the organism in Eukaryota, Fungi, Ascomycota, Sordariomycetes, Amphisphaeriales, Pseudomassariaceae. The transcript is spliced from 6 exons. The record is from RefSeq and is a predicted model, not a curated record.
CCUGCGCCUCUGCCAAGAAAGAAAUCCUUGGAUCAAUACGCUUCUAUUCGCAAAAAGUCUCACCUGGGCGGGGUUUGACAUGGACGUCUGUAAUAUAUGGUCAACAUAACCAGAUUACAAUCCAAGGCUAAUGGACGCCGCCCAAACACCUCUUCGCUCAGCGGAGGAGAUCGUCGAGCGGCUGGUUGACCUUAACAUUCCGACUGUUUGGGGCUUCUGUGACGAAGCUGGAACUUUUACCCCAUUCCAAACUUUGGGUGUGACAGGCUCGAUGAGAGCGCCUAAUACGAGAGGUGAUCCGACUAUGUCCUGGAUCACCUCGAUGAUCCAUGUUGGCCAUCUUCGGGCGUUAUGCGACGAGCAGACACCACUGGCGGAAAGAUGCAAUAUACAAGCCUCCCUCGCGGUAGUGAUGCUACACGAAAUCAUGCAUGCGACAUAUCGUUCAAGGGUUUCACGGGAACCAGAUAUUCCCGGGGGAGAAGAGCCUUACAUGUACCCUGAAGUGAACAACGAGAUUGGCGAUUCAUUUGAAACGGCUAUUUUUGGCGGGUUGAUCCGCCCAAACCCAACCGCCCGUGGGGAGGAGAUCUUUCGAGGGGUCAAUACUCACCUGUCAGUUCUCGAAUGGCCACACUUUUUAGAUUUGGGGAACUUAUCCGCUGCCACGAUCGCCCAUGUCGCAUCAACUCAGGUAUCUAUGGACUACUUGAUUCCUGUGGCAUGGGCAUCGGCCCUCCAGACGCAGCACUUUUGGGACGCGGUAGUACCGGUCCACGGAAGUGCGGCCUUCAAGGCCUCCAGAAUCCUCCGUAACGAGUUGGUAAAACGAGACUGGUACAUUGGGUAUAGAAUACACUCAACCGAGUACAGGCUUUGGUCGUUGAGCCCGUGGAGCUGGGUUGAAGCGCGGAGGCUCAUCGCUCAAUUCAAGGACGCGCAUGCAAACAAGAGGCUUAGCGACUGCCUAGAUACCGCAAGGGAGUUGUCAUCGUACUCCCCAGACAGAAGCCAGCCCACCACCUGCGCCUUACACCAUACCACUUGGCUAUUUCUUUCCAUCAGCAGCUUGAUGUUUGCAUCCAUCCCGCUUCUGACACAAGAUGUGUGGCAUUAUGGACCACACAAGUUUCAAGACUUGUAUCCAAGUCAAAUGCGGAGUCAAGCAAUGCAAUACAUCGAAAUAACAUACAAGAGCAACAGCGAUUCUUUACUAAUCAUCAACCCAUCCCCUUCCCCGUCCACUGUCUCACUCCUCCUCAUCAUCCCCAACAAGUCGAUCGACUUUAUACGCCAACGUCCGAUGCGGCAUCGGCGUCCACCCCCAAGCCAACAUCUCCAAAUGCUCUACCGUCGGCCUCCCCUCGGCAUCCCACAAAUCGCCCACAUCAUACCCGUCCAUCGUCUCUUUGCCCUCCGGUACAAUCUCAUAAAGCGCCUCGUACCGUUCCUGCUCCCAAUCAAGUCCUUUGGGAUCAUUAUCUACAAGCUGGUUUCCUAAUCUAGCAUUCUUCUGCAAUUCGACGUAGAAAUCCGCGAAGCGCAUCUCGUGAGGCUCCAAACCGGCAUCGAGCAUCUCGUCUCGCAGCUUGGAGACAAUGUCUUUACUUACGAUAGGUCGGAAGCCCCGGUUGCCGCGUAGCGAUUCCACAGCCGCUGGGUAGGUCACUUCGAGCCAUUCAUGGA